Amborella trichopoda is the source of this 619-nucleotide messenger RNA. Its product is annotated as egg cell-secreted protein 1.4. Gene Ontology annotation, biological process: double fertilization forming a zygote and endosperm. The record is from RefSeq and is a predicted model, not a curated record. NCBI's taxonomy places the organism in Eukaryota, Viridiplantae, Streptophyta, Magnoliopsida, Amborellales, Amborellaceae.
UUCUUUCUGCACGCUAUAUAUGCAAAAUCCCAUCCCCAACCCUAUACACACACAGCCCGUCCCCCUCUCUUCUUGAAAGCUCAAAACCUCUUCUCCCCUCUGCUCUAAAAAUGGCGAGUCUCCUCGAACUAUCCACAACCCUCCUCAUCAUGGCCUUCCUGAGCAGCUCGGUUGUUGCUCGUCCCCUCCAGCGUGUGGUGCGUCCUCUCGGUCCACUGGUGGGUGCACGAUUGCUCGAGGAGGGCAGCAUGCUGGAGUGCUGGAACGCGCUGGCGGAGCUGAGCUCAUGCUCGGGCGAGAUUAUAUUGUUCUUCAUGAAUGGUGAGACAUAUCUCGGGAAGGAUUGCUGUAGGGGAGUGCGGGUCAUUACGAGGCACUGCUGGCCGUCGAUGUUGACAUCCGUGGGUUUCACGGCCGAGGAGGGCGAUAUUCUCAGGGGUUACUGCGAUGCUGGCGACGAGGCACCGGCCCCAGAAGUGGUGGCUCCAUGAGUUGGUAGCUUGGCUUGGCUUGGCUUGGCUUGGCUUGUUGGGCGUGGUUUUUUUUAGGUAUAAUGAACCGUUUGGUUCUGGAGUUUGUCUGUGUGGUUGAAUAUGUAAGCUUGUCACUUUUUUGGUUU